AUGCAUGGAAAAACAAUUAAUGGAGCUUGUGGAUACGAGGAGCUUGAUACGAUCUGGUGUGAUGAUUCAAGUAGAUUAUGGCAGGGAAUAGAUGUAAAUGGAAGUCAGGUAAUUAUUUUUGAGAAGGUUAUGCCAGGGUUGCAUGAAAAAGAAAGGAUUAAGCUGGUGUCUCUGCUGAUGGGUCAUGCGAUGAAUGCUAGAAGUAAUGCAUUGAGAGUAUCUAAGUGUUUUUGGAUUGAUGAUGUGUUGUAUAUGAUUCAUGAAGGAGCAGUGCAUGUGAAUAGCAGGAUAAUGGAGAAGUACUUAGUUGACGAGAACCUUGGUUUAUGGAUAUUUGUGCAAGCAGUGUAUGUAGUUGGAAUGAAUAUUGAUGAUGAGUGGCUCUGCAAUAAGAUUAGCAUGAAAAGUAUGUGCAUAGCAAAUGAUGGGAGACUGCUAAUUAGAUGGAGUGAUAUUAUAUUGAAUUUCUUGAUGAUGCCUGGAAAUGAAGAAAAACUGAUAAUGAAUGAGGUAGAUUGGAGUAGAAGUGGAAUUAAAGGAUGUGAAGUGCAAUGUGAACAAAAGUAUUGUGGUACAUCUGGAACAAAUUGUGGCCUUAUGGGUGCAAACGAUAGAAAGUCUGUGAUUGACCGGCCGAUUAUGUUUCCAAUGGUUCUCAAGGGAAUGUUUUUAGAAUUGAUGAAAUGCUUUUUGAGAGUUUCAGAUAUGACUAAAGAUGCAGAGAAGAUUGAUGCAUGCAGUGAUAACUUAGAACGGCACAAAUUGGAUCUGCCGAUGAAGAGUUUUCUAAAUGAUUGCCAGAUGAUGGUGGAUAUGCUGUUUGUGAAAGGAGUGCAUAUGAACGAGGUAAAGAGAUGGAUUGAACUUAUGCAUGAAGCAUCUGGGAAGAGUAUACAGAAGAUAUGUAAUGGAUUUAGAAACAGAUAUAAAGGCGAGAUUACUGACAGUAGAAGUACCCCAGCACUGAUGGAUGAAGCAGAUAACAGCAAUGGAGAAACGGGCAAUAGUAGUAUGGAGGAGGAAAGCAGCAAGAAUACAAGUGAUGGAGAAUAUCGGACACGAUCAUUUGGAACAAGGGAGUACAAGAGAGGACGAUUCCAUGUGUGUGAGGCUGUCCCACUAGGAGAUAAGGAUAAGGAAGUGAAGACUGAUGAGUAUAUGAAUAAAAUGUUGAAGAUGCUGAACUUACAGAGCAGAAAGAUAGGCAUAAUUGCAAAUGCAAUUCACAGGAUGGGAAAUUUUGAUGGGAAUGAGAAGAAUGAGCUUGCUUGUUUGGAAGAGGAGUGCAGGAUUCUUAUGAGCGAUCUUGAAAGAUGA
Ordospora colligata OC4 is the source of this 1317-nucleotide messenger RNA. RefSeq lists its product as uncharacterized. Lineage: Eukaryota; Fungi; Microsporidia; Ordosporidae. The record is from RefSeq and is a predicted model, not a curated record. The transcript has a single exon. The coding region runs from base 1 to 1317 and encodes 438 amino acids.